Molecule: messenger RNA, 870 nt
Organism: Prunus armeniaca (apricot)
Lineage: Eukaryota; Viridiplantae; Streptophyta; Magnoliopsida; Rosales; Rosaceae
Source: the annotation of a GenBank genome assembly
AUGGCUGGUCGAUACGAUAGUAACCCUUUUGCUGAGGAAGAUGAAGUCAAUCCCUUCUCUAAUCCUGGAAGUGUUGCUCCUGCCAAAAACUCAAGACUUUCACCUCUUCCUCCUGAGCGUGCUGGUUUCAAUUAUGGCCUUGGUGACACCGUUGAUAUACCUAUCGAUGGAAAUGCAGAUCUGAAAAAGAGGGAGAGGGAGCUCCAAGCUAAAGAAGCUGAAUUGAGAAAGCGGGAGGAGAUGGUAAAACGGAAAGAAGAUGCUGCAGCACGUGCUGGAAUUGUUCUUGAGGAAAAAAAUUGGCCAGCUUUCUUCCCAAUUAUCCAUCAUGAUAUUGCAAAUGAAAUACCGAUUCACUUACAAAGGGUGCAGUAUGUUGCGUUUACCACAUGGUUAGGAAUUGUUCUUUGCCUUUUCUGGAAUAUAAUAGCUGUUACUACAGCGUGGAUUAAGGGUGAAGGGGUAAAAAUCUGGUUCCUUGCUGUUAUCUACUUCAUAGCAGGGGCUCCUGGAUCCUAUGUCUUGUGGUACCGGCCACUGUACCGAGUUUUCAGGUCCGAGAGUGCUUUGAAGUAUGGAUGGUUUUUCAUGUUUUAUUUGCUCCACAUUGGCUUCUGCAUCUUUGCUGCUGUUGCUCCUCCACUAAUUUUCAAAGGAAAAUCUCUCACUGGCAUUCUGGCUGCAGUUGAUGUUGUGGGAAACCAUGCUUUGGUUGGGAUCUUCUACUUCAUUGGAUUUGGAAUGUUCUGUCUUGAAUCAUUGCUUAGCAUCUGGGUUAUUCAGCAAGUGUACAUGUACUUCCGGGGAAGCGGUAAAGCAGCCGAAAUGAGGCGUGAAGGAGCAAGAGGAGUUGUGAGGGCAGCGCUUUGA